Anolis sagrei ordinatus is the source of this 4136-nucleotide messenger RNA. It is a transcript of the gene SLITRK4, whose product is annotated as SLIT and NTRK like family member 4. Gene Ontology annotation, cellular component: glutamatergic synapse; membrane. Lineage: Eukaryota; Metazoa; Chordata; Lepidosauria; Squamata; Anolidae. The record is from RefSeq and is a predicted model, not a curated record. Gene Ontology annotation, biological process: axonogenesis; regulation of presynapse assembly; positive regulation of synapse assembly. Gene Ontology annotation, molecular function: protein binding.
UUGUCAGCUUUCUCUUCUGCUGUCGCUUGUGUCCGCAUCCUUGCCACUCCAUCCAUCCUUCCUCUCUCUUUCUUUCUCUCUUUCUUUCCUCGGGAGUGCGCAAAGGGAAGCAGCUCUUCAGGGUUUUGUGUGUGAGAGAGUGUGUGUGCGCGCUCCUGCGUCUCGUUGCGCGUGCCCGGGGCUUUCCUCUUUCUGCUCGUUCGGUCAGGCACGAGCACUGCCAGGGCCUCUCUCGCGUGUCCGCGGUUCCUUUUUGGCUGUGGGUUUUCCCCUGGAGUUUGGAGCUGGAGCAACCUUGAGCGCGGCUUUUUCUGGAUUCCGAUCUUUGUUCAAGACCACGUUAGGUUUGGCUGCUGUUCCUAAAAAGAUGCUUCUGUGGGUCUUUCUGGUGUUGUCCAGUCCAGCUUCCUCGACCGAUCCAGAGACUGACGCAUCUGUGGAAAUUUGCAAUGUUUGCUCCUGUGUGUCGGUGGAGAAUGUACUUUACGUCAACUGUGAAAAGGUUGCAGUCUACAGACCAAAUCAGCUGAAGCCUCCGUGGUCGACUUUCUAUCACCUCAAUUUCCAGAACAACCUCCUCAUCAUCCUGUAUCCAAAUACAUUCCUGAACUUUACUCACGCUGUCUCCUUGCAGUUGGGGAACAAUAAACUGCAGAACAUUGAAGGAGGAGCUUUCUUGGGCCUCAGCGCAUUGAAACAGUUGCACUUGAACAACAACGAAUUAAAGGUCCUCCGAGCGGACACUUUCCUCGGCAUUGAGAACUUGGAGUAUCUCCAGGCUGACUACAAUUUAAUCAAAUAUAUCGAAAGGGGGGCCUUCAAUAAGCUUCACAAGCUGAAGGUCCUCAUCCUGAAUGACAAUCUCAUCGCCUUCCUUCCUGAUAAUAUUUUCCGGUUUGCGUCUCUAACCCACUUGGAUAUACGUGGGAACAGAAUACAGAAACUGCCCUAUAUCGGGGUGCUGGAGCACAUUGGGCGCAUCGUGGAGCUGCAGCUGGAGGACAACCCGUGGAACUGUACUUGUGACCUCUUGCCUUUGAAGGCAUGGCUGGAGAACAUGCCCUAUAACAUCUACAUCGGAGAAGCCAUCUGCGAAACACCCAGCGACUUGUACGGCAGGCUUUUGAAAGAGACUAACAAGCAAGAGCUGUGCUCCAUGGGGACAGGAAGUGAUUUCGAUGUCCGCAUCCUGCCUCCGUCACAGCUGGAACCAGGCUACAGCACUCCCAAUGGCCACACAACACAAACGUCCGUGCACCGAUUGGUCACCAAACCGCCCAAAACCACCAACCCUUCCAAGAUCUCGGGUAUCGUAGCAGGGAAAUCGCUCUCGAACCGCAAUCUCAGCCAAAUCGUGUCCUUUCAAACCCGAGUGCCCCCUCUGACUCCUUGUCCGCACCCCUGUGUUUGCAAAACGCACCCUUCGGAUUUGGGAUUAAGCGUCAAUUGUCAGGAAAGGAACAUCCAGUCAUUGGCUGAGCUGGUCCCUAAGCCGCUGAAUGCCAAGAAGCUGCAUGUGAACGGCAAUUACAUUAAGGAUGUGGACACUUCUGACUUUGCUGAGUUUGAAGGGCUGGAUUUACUCCAUCUGGGCAGCAACCGGAUUGUGGCGAUCAAAGGGGAGGUUUUCCGCAACCUUACAAAUUUACGGAGGUUGUACCUGAACGGCAAUCAGAUCGAGCGGCUGAGUCCGGAAAUGUUUGCUGGCCUUCACAACCUUCAGUAUCUGUAUUUGGAAUACAAUGUCAUCAAGGAGAUUUUGGCGGGCACCUUUGACCUGAUGCCCAACUUGCAGCUGCUGUACCUGAACAACAACUUGCUGAGGAGUCUGCCGGCUUACAUUUUUGCUGGGGCUCCCUUGGCUCGGCUGAACCUGAAAAACAAUCAUUUCAUGUACCUGCCGGUAAGCGGCGUCCUCGAUCACCUCAAAUCCCUGACCCAAAUUGAUCUGGAAGGCAAUCCUUGGGACUGCACUUGCGACUUGGUGGCUCUGAAGCUGUGGCUGGAGAAACUCAACGACGGCAUCGUCGUCAAGGAGGUCAAGUGUGAGACGCCGGUGCAGUUUGCAAACAUCGAACUAAAGUCUCUCAAAAAUGAGAUCUUGUGCCCCAAGCUCUUGAAGUCAGCCUUUUUUACCAGCCCUGCACCCGUGGUCACAUUCACGACACCCUUGGGCCCGAUCCGGAGUCCUCCGGGUGGCCCGGUUCCAUUGUCUAUCCUCAUCUUAAGCAUUUUAGUGGUGCUGAUUUUAACUGUCUUUGUUGCUUUUUGUCUUCUGGUGUUCGUUCUCCGUCGCAACAAGAAACCAUCCGUGAAGCACGAAGGGUUGGGCAACCCUGAGUGCAGUUCGAUGCAACUGCAGCUCCGGAAACAUGACCACAUGUCGAACAAAAAGGACACUCUCGGUGCCGAGGCUUUCAUCCCUCAAACCAUUGAGCACAUGAGCAAAAGCCACUCCUGCGGCUUAAAGGAAAUGGAAACGGGUUUCACGUUUUCCGAGCCGCCGGGGCAGAAACUCAUCCUGAGGAACAACAGCGACAAGGACAAAGAUUUAUUGCACAUGGAUCCCAGGAAAAGACUCAGCACAAUUGACGAACUCGACGAGUUAUUCCCAGGACGGGAUUCGAAUGUAUUCAUCCAGAAUUUUCUGGAAAGUAAAAAGGAAUACAACAGUAUAGGGGUCAGCGGCUUUGAGAUCCGCUACCCAGAGAAACAGCAAGACAGGAAAAACAAGAAAUCUUUAAUAGGGGGGAAUCAUAGCAAAAUCGUAGUUGAACAAAGAAAGAGUGAGUAUUUUGAAUUGAAAGCUAAACUUCAGGGCACGCCGGACUACUUACAAGUUCUCGAGGAGCAAACGGCUUUGAAUAAGAUCUAGGUCAUGCAAUCUUAUUUCCUACAGAGGACAUUUAUUUAAUGAUGCAAGUGCCUUUUGUUGACAUUUCCUUUCCAAAUAUGAUAUUCUACCAGUGGGCCUAGAGGCAGGGGAAUCGAGGGUGUGUGAUCAAACUCUGGUUCGAAAUAGGUGCGGUUUCACAACUUUUGCCCAGUGGAAAUCUAUGGGAAUCCUGCGAGACUAUGGCCAAAAAAAGUGUUGCUUUAUACACAUAUUUCACUGAAUUUAACCUCAAGAGGCAUAUAUGUUUUGUACCCUAUCGGCAAAACUUGACGUUCCUUGUGAUUUGUUUAAGCAAAUGCGCAAGGUGAAAUGGGGGUAAAAAAAAUGAAACAGGGAGAAAAAAAAGGAACUGAUCCGUCUGGGCUGGUGUAUCUCAGCUGGUCAUCCAUCGGCUUUUGGAUUAAAUGUGGCGGUCGAACUGGAGUUAGUCAAUCCCCAUGGUGUGUAGUGUUGUAAGCAGCACUGUUUUAGAGCUUACCCAAAACCACGUUUUUACAAAAAGCAAAACAAAAAAAAGCAUGCAAAAAGAAAGAACAUUCGAUAGUACGUGUAAAAUUGGUUACCUUUAUGGCCUGCAUCUUGAAACCCGCUGGAUUUAUAAUGUUCAAUUGUGCAGAAAUCUUUGUUUUCCAAAAAAAUGCCAUGCAUUUGCAUCCCUAGGAAUCAAUUUGACCGUCUUGACACAUACCAUGAAUCGGCAUUACGAUGGAACCAAUCCGCUAACCAACCCACGACAACGAGAAGCAAAUACAAUUUUCUUUUUUGGAAAAUGGCAGCAUUCAACGUGAUGAGAAAAGAAAAAUAUACAUAUAUAUUUCACUGUAAGACUAAUUUAUGGCUUCUUUACCCCUGUUCGAAUCCAUUUCUCAGUGACGUGAACCUUCUCUCAACCCCCCAAAGGUUGUCUAAAAUUUUAAGAAAAAAGAAUUUGCUUGCUGUGUGAGCGUUCCAGAAAUUAUUUUUGUAAGAUAAUUCAUAUUUAUGAAAUACUUUGUAUACUAAAUAGGGGAAAAAAUUAUGUACUCCUCAAUAUGUAUUUAAAUAUGCCUGAUUUGUUUUUUUCCUGGUCACAAAGGUGCAUUAAUCAUUCAGUAUAAUUUAAAAACAAAAACCAGAAGAAGGCGAAAGAACAAUAUACCAAACAGAAACUGUUGAUGAAAUGUAUAGAUUUAUUAUCCAAGAGUCAAUGUGAUCAGGUCUCAGAAUAAUAAUAAUGAUAAUAAAAUUAUGUUCUGUACUA